Molecule: messenger RNA, 2879 nt
Organism: Phyllostomus discolor (pale spear-nosed bat)
Lineage: Eukaryota; Metazoa; Chordata; Mammalia; Chiroptera; Phyllostomidae
Product: KIAA0930 ortholog
Exons: 10
Coding region: 194-1564 (456 amino acids)
Source: RefSeq, a predicted model, not a curated record
AGGUGCGCGGGCGGAGGCAGCGCGAAGGUGCGCUGGGAUCGCCGGGCUCGGCGGGUGGCGGCGGCGGCGGCGACGCGCACAAAGGCGGAUUGUGGCUUCACUGGUGCUCGCGGCGGGCGGCGCCGGGGCGGGGGCGGCGGAGCACGCCGGGAACCCCGGCGGGAGCGGCGCGGGCGAUGAACCGGGGCCCGGCAUGGCCUCUGCGCGGCCGCCGGGCCGGGCCUGCGCCUCGGCGCCGGCGCCCGCGGGGCUCCGGGCCGGGCCGCCCGCCCUCCUCACCGCCACCGCCACCUCCCCCGAGCCUGCGGGCGGCGCCGAGGCCGAAGAACGCUCGCUGCAGCACAUGCUGCGCGCCAUAGCCGAGGAACGCGGCCGCGUCAGCUUGCGCCGAGAGGUCUGCGGCCUCGGGUACGUCAAGGACGACCGCAUCGCCUUCUGGACGUGGAUGUUCUCCACCUACUUCAUGGAGAAGUGGGCCCCGCGGCAGGACGACAUGCUCUUCUACGUGCGCCGGAAACGGGCCUUCGCCGGCGGCGAGAGCGGCGGCGACGCGAGGAAGCCAGCGGAGGCCGAGCCCGAGGUGGAGGUGGAGGUGUACCGGCGGGACUCCAAGAAGCUGCCGGGCCUGGGAGACCCCGACAUUGACUGGGAGGAGAGCGUCUGCCUGAACCUCAUCCUGCAGAAGCUGGACUACAUGGUGACCUGCGCCGUGUGCACGCGCGCCGACGGGGGCGACAUCCACAUCCACAGGAAGAAGUCCCAGCAAGUGUUCGCCUCCCCCAGCAGACACCCCAUGGACAGCAAAGGGGAGGAGUCUCAGAUCAGCUACCCCAACAUCUUCUUCAUGAUCGACAGCUUCGAGGAGGUGUUCAGCGACAUGACCGUGGGGGAAGGGGAGAUGGUCUGUGUGGAGCUGGUGGCCAGCGACAAGACCAACAUGUUCCAAGGCGUCAUCUUCCAGGGCUCCAUCCGCUACGAGGCGCUCAAGAAGGUGUACGACAACCGGGUGAGCGUGGCCGCCCGCAUGGCCCAGAAGAUGUCGUUCGGCUUCUACAAGUACAACAACAUGGAGUUCGUGCGCAUGAAGGGGCCGCAGGGCAAGGGCCACGCGGAGAUGGCUGUCAACCGUGUGUCCACGGGGGACACGUCGCCCUGCGGGACUGAGGAGGACUCCAGCCCGGCCUCGCCCAUGCAUGAGCGGGUGACCUCCUUCAGCACGCCCCCCACCCCGGAGCGGAACAACCGGCCCACCUUCUUCUCCCCGUCCCUCAAGCGGAAGGUGCCCCGCAACCGCAUCGCCGAGAUGAAGAAGUCCCACUCGGCCAACGACAGCGAGGAGUUCUUCCGGGAGGACGGCGGCGCAGCGGACCUGCAGAACGCCACCAACCUGCGGUCUCGGUCCCUGUCGGGCACGGGGCGGUCCCUGGUCGGGUCCUGGCUGAAGCUGAACAGAGCGGACGGGAACUUCCUUCUCUAUGCACACCUGACCUACGUCACCUUGCCGCUGCAUCGGAUCCUAACAGACAUCCUGGAGGUUCGGCAGAAGCCCAUCCUGAUGGCCUAGCCGUGCGCGGAGCCCAGCCCCGCCCGGCCCCGGGAGUGCUGCCAAGUGCCUACCCGCCCGCCGCCACCGGGGUCUUCUGUGACAGCCCAGCGCCGAGCCGGGGCCAGGCGGGGCCGCUCGACCCCCCGGGGCCGGGGCCGACUCCGCGAACACCAGCCCAAACUGAAGUGCCUCUCUCUCCUCCCGCUGGCUCUGCUCCUGCCCUGCGCGCCCCCAGCACCGCCCCAGCCCGUCUGCGAGAGCCCUCUGCGCCCGAGGAGGCCCCCAGGCGCCACGAGGCCACGAGAGAGCAGAGGAGGGAGCCGUGCGCCCAGUCCUGCGACUCGCCGUGCGCACCCUGCAGAUGGCGGGUGCCCAGCGCCCACUGGGGCACCCAGGGUGCCCACUGUCAGCCCUCUAAAGGAGAACGGUUUUAAGAUUCUGCAGCGCUGUGCCAAUGAACUUGAGCACCCGAGCUGGUCCUGGUGCGUCCGCCCUCCCUGGCUUGGUCCUGAAGGGGCCACCCUGGGGAGGUGGGGACCGGGCUGUGUGAUGGUGUGGCGCUCGCUCGGAACACGGCGCCCACCCUGGUCCCAGAAAGGCCUCGAGCAGAGCGGACGGGCCCUGGCCGCGCCAGGAAGGCCUCUGCUUCCAGCCAAAGAGCAUCGCCGACACACACACACCUCCAACCCGAGACUUCCCCCUGUGCCUCGGCCGUGUGACCGCCGAACGUGGGGGCCCACAGGACAGGGGUGGGGUCUCACUGCAGGCAGGUGGGGUGGGGUGGGGUUGGCGUGCUCCCAGGAAGGUUCUAGUAGAACCUCCAUCCUCCGGGGGGGUCGGGGGGGAGGAGGGUGUUUCAUUUCUGGUUUUCUAGCGCUUGUUUCCUCUGCCUGAGCGAGGGUCCUGGUUCUGAGACCCACUCACCUAGGCAGGAGGGGACAGGCCUCGGCUCGGCCAGUCGGGGGUGUGAGUGGCCCCCCGGCCCCUGCCCCGCCCAAGGCCCCGCGCCAGCCCGGACUUCCACCUGUGACAACCCACGUGCUCUUCUCAAAGCCACGAGCCUUCUCAGCGGCAGACCCGUCACCCCAGCCACGAGGAGCGAACUGCCGGCCGGGGCCGCGAGGCCGCGCUUGAAGGCCCCGGAGUCUCUGGCUCCCACAGUGUGUGCUGAAGUUCUCUUGGGGGGGGGGAGCAGAAAGGAGCUGGAGGGGCUCACCCUCCUGUGUGAUGUCGUUCCGCGCUCUGAAGGCUCGCGCGGGGCUCCAGAACGGGGCCACUCGGGGCUUUCUUUAGAUUUUGUAUGCUGUUAUUAAAGGCAAGCUAUUGCAUUUCA